CCUUUUCCGGCUGGAAGUGUGAUUUCUGUGAGUGUUGAGGUUAGAUUGGAAGUGGUGUUGUGUAGAGAAUGGGGGGCGAGGCGCACCGCGGGUCGGCAGGCGAGGCGCGAGGCUCGCGGCGCUCGGCUGGAGGUGAGAAGGAAGAAAGGCAACCUCUGGUGGGAGUGGUCCGGAGUCCGCUAAAGGGAGACAUUCCGGGGUUCGUUGGCGGGAGGCACGUUUUGCUUUUGCUCAGGGAGCGAAUGGACAUCUACCGGGGGAAGGGGUCAGCGAUCCGGGAUCCGAGGGAAGAUGUUCUCGGGUCACAUGAAGGGGUCAGGCUGAGGUUCUUAGGCCUAGUUAGGUCCCUAGAGAACUGGAGCAAACAGGAGUCUCCUGGGAAGAGGGUUACAUUCUAAUCUACUUAAAGCUCGUACCUGCAAGUUCCUACUCUUGAGGCCUAAGUAUUACUGAUGUGUGCACAAUGGCAAUACAGGAAACAAAGGAUAAUAUCAGAGACGGAAAGAAGGUAAUUUUAAGUUACUGGUUAUGGGACAGGUUUGCAAUGCCUUCAGGAAGGAAUCAAGCUUUAAACAUCCCUUUUAAAAAUAGAAUAUCUUUAGACAAACAAAAAGUUGAAAUAAAACUAUAACUAAUACAUAUGUACUUGACACCCAACUGGAGAAAUAGUUAUUAUAUAACUGAAGUCCUUUGUGUGCUCCACCCAGUCCCGUUAUGUUCCCUCUUGACCAAGGUAACCACGCUUUUAAUUUUGGAUUACAUAUAGUGCUGUUUUGCAUAGUUUUAACAAGCAGAAAUGUGUAGAACCUUUGGCAGCUUUCUUUAACUUAAUAUAAGAUUUGUCAGUGUUAUGUAACUCUAGUUCAUUCCUUGUAACAGCUGAACAGGUGUUCCCUUAUAUGCACAUAUCACUAUCCAUUUUCUUGCUUUGUAUCCCCAGGACCUGGCACAUCGUAAAUACUUACAUCUUAGUUGAUUGGAUGAAUGCUGUAGCAUUUGAGCUAAAUCAUGAAGAAUGAAUAGGAUUUCAAAUGACUUAAGGCAAGGGGAAUACCAGCCAGAGUGAAAGCAGAAGCAUGAAAGAGCAUGAGAAAGAGGAAUAAUGAAGCAAAAUAUGCAGAAGCAUGUUCAAGUUCUACUGCUGGAUCUGGAAGUAUGAAUAGUGACAAUAUUGAUAAAACUAUUGACUCUAAUCUGCAAACAUCAACUUCAUUUGAGCCAUGUUUCAAAAAGAAAAAAGUAACUGCAAGGCAUUAUAAUGAAGAUUAUUUAAAAUAUGGUUUUAUCAAAUGUGAAAAAUCCUUUGAAAAUGACAGACCUCAGUGUCUUAUUUGUAAUAAUAUUCUUGCAAAUGAAAGCUUAAAACCUGCAAAAUUAAAAAGGCACUUAGAAACACAGCAUGCUGAACUUAUUGAUAAGCCUCUUGAAUAUUUUCAAAGAAAGAAAAUAGAUGUAAAGUCAUCAACACAAUUUCUUAGCUGCUCUACUACUGUUAGUGAGAAAACCUUAUUAUCAUCAUAUUUAGUUGCAUAUCGUGUGGCAAAAGAGAAAAUGGCUCACACAGCUGCUGAAAAAAUUAUUCUUCCAGCAUGUUUGGAUACGGUGCGUACAAUUUUUGAUGAUAAAUCUGCUGAUAAAUUAAAAACGAUUCCUAGUAAUAACACAAUAUCUCUUCGAAUUUGUACGAUUGCCGAACAUUUAGAGGCAAUGCUUAUUACUCAGUUACAGUCGGGAAUGGAUUUUGCAAUCCAGCUUGAUGAAAGCACAGAUACUGGAAGCUGCACAGCACUUUUAGUCUAUGUAAGAUAUGCGUGGCAAGGCGAUUUUAUGGAGGAUUUUUUGUGUUGUUUAAACUUAACCUCACACCUAAGUGGAUUAGAUAUUUUCACAGAAUUAGAAAAGUGCAUUUUUGGUCAGUAUAAAUUAAACUGGAAAAACUGCAAAGGAAUUACAAGUGACGGAACAGCAAACAUCACUGGAAAACAGAGCAGAGUAAUUAAAAAAUUGCUAGAAGUUACUAGUGGUGUGUGGAAUCAUUGUUUUAUACAUCAUGAAGCAUUAGCAUCCAGAGAGAUUCCACAGAAGCUCAUGGAAGUAUUGAAAAAGGCAGUGAAAGUUGUUAACUUUAUUAAAGGAAGCUCAUUAAACAGCCGACUUCUUGAAACGUUUUGUUCGGAGAUUGGAGCUAAUUAUACCCACUUACUGUUUCACACCAAAGUUCGUUGGUUGUCUCAAGGGAAAAUACUGAGCAGGGUUUACGAACUCAGGAAUGAGAUACACGUUUUUCUUACUGAAAAGAAGUCUCAUUUGGCAACUAUUUUUGAGGAUGAUAUUUGGGUAACGAAACUGGCAUAUUUAACUGAUUUUUGGCAUAUUUAACAUAUUUUUGGCAUCCUUAAUGAACUACGUUUAAAACUACAGGGGAAAAACAGUGACAUAUUCCAACAGGCCGAAUGUAUCCAAGGAUUCCAGAAGGCAUUACUGUUGUGGCAAGCGAAGCUUAAAAGCAAUCGUCCUAGCUACUACAUGUUUCCAAGGUUUUUGCAGCACAUUGAAGAGAAUGUUAUCAAUGAAAACAUUUUGGAAGAAAUAAAACUAGAGAUAUUGUUGCACCUCACUUCUCUCUGUCAAACCUUUAACCAUUUAUUCCCAGAAGAGAAAUUUGAAACAUUAAGACAGAAUUGUUGGGUAAAAGAUCCGUUUGCUUUUCGAAACCCAGAAUCAAUAAUUGAGUUAAACUUGGUGCCUGAAGAAGAAAAUGAAUUAUUGCAGCUCAGUUCUUCAUGUACAUCGAAGAAUGAUUAUGAAACACUAAGCGUAUCAGCAUUUUGGAUUAAGAUAAAGGAAGACUUUCCUUUGAUAAGUCAAAAGAGUAUCCUGCUAUUAUUACCAUUCACAGCAACUAGUUUGUGUGAAAUAGGAUUUUCGGUCUUAACCCAGUUAAAAGCAAAGGAAAGGACCGGAUUAAAUGGCGCAGCAGAUAUGCGAGUAGCAUUAUCCUCCUGUGUUCCAGACUGGAAUGAACUUAUGAAUGGGCAAGCACACCUACCACGUUAAAUAAAUCUUUUUUUUUUUAAUUGGAGUAUAGUCACUUUACAAUGUUGUGUAAACAAAUCUUACCUGGUUUUUGUUUCUGCAGUUCUCAUUUUGUGAUUUUUUUAUCUGUUGUAUUUAAAUGUUAAUAUAGCAGUGUAUGUGAUAACUUUGUUUUUAUUUUUGUUAUAUUUUAAUACUAAUAAAAUCAGUGUAAUUUUAUGUU
This is a messenger RNA of Orcinus orca (killer whale), 3259 nucleotides long. RefSeq names its product family with sequence similarity 200 member B (gene ZBED11). The transcript is spliced from 2 exons. Lineage: Eukaryota; Metazoa; Chordata; Mammalia; Artiodactyla; Delphinidae. The record is from RefSeq and is a predicted model, not a curated record.